AUGGAUUUGGUUAAGAGUUUGUUCAACAUGUGGAAGAUGUGCAAAUCUUUUAAAAAGGGUUGUUCCCUGGUGUUGAUGAUCAAGAUCAAAUCUUUGCCUCUCAUUGAUCUUGAGGAAAACAAGGUGGCGCCUGCGGGGUAUGUCCCGAUCUACAUCGGGCGGGAGAAGAAGAGGUUCAUGAUCAAAACCAAGCAUUUGAACCAUCACCUCUUCAAGAGUCUAUUCGAAGAAGCUGAAUCUGAGUAUGGAUAUCGUCACGAGAGCCUCCUCAUGUUUCCAUGCAAAGUUGAUCACUUUGUAGAUGUUUUGAAGGAGAUUCAUUAUUGUGGUGACUUGUGA
Messenger RNA from Salvia splendens (bonfire salvia), 339 nucleotides. Its product is annotated as auxin-induced protein 15A. The coding region runs from base 1 to 339 and encodes 112 amino acids. The transcript has a single exon. Gene Ontology annotation, biological process: response to auxin. The record is from RefSeq and is a predicted model, not a curated record. Lineage: Eukaryota; Viridiplantae; Streptophyta; Magnoliopsida; Lamiales; Lamiaceae.